Penicillium oxalicum is the source of this 4062-nucleotide messenger RNA. RefSeq names its product Killer toxin subunits alpha/beta. Gene Ontology annotation, biological process: carbohydrate metabolic process. The coding region runs from base 1 to 4062 and encodes 1353 amino acids. NCBI's taxonomy places the organism in Eukaryota, Fungi, Ascomycota, Eurotiomycetes, Eurotiales, Aspergillaceae. The transcript has 3 exons. The record is from RefSeq and is a predicted model, not a curated record. Gene Ontology annotation, molecular function: hydrolase activity, hydrolyzing O-glycosyl compounds; metallopeptidase activity; chitin binding.
AUGAAGUACGUUCAACGUGCUUUCGUACUGGGCCUAGCAAGUGGUCUGGUGCACGCAAGCCAGUUUGACCCGCAGAUUGAGCCAUGUCCGCAGGCAUGUUCAAUCGCUGGGCCGGACUCAGCCAACUGGACCUCGUACCAUUCACUCGAUCGACUUCGCCUAUGCAAGAAACCUCUGCACUUUGAUUUCAACUAUUUCAGUCCUCUCGACUCGCAUACCACCACCAAAGCUUGCACAUUGGAUGCCGCGAAGCCUGAUGUUGCUGAAACACAACUCUCCUGCAGUGGGGGAGCAGACAAACCCAUGGACCUCCAAGUGUCAUCUUGGGAUACUUCAAGCUCAGAUGCGGUAGCAGUUGCGUCGGUGUCUGAAGUUAUCGCGGCAUUGAGGUCCCAGAUUGCGGACAGCCACCGUUCCUGCAACAAUUCCGUCGCCCCCGCUGCCUCUCCGACUGUUCUCUUCGCAAGCUAUGGAGACCUUCUCGCAGGUUUGUACAUUGGAAGCAACAUCGACGCUGCCGAUGCCACGCGCGAGCUAUCAAAAGCCGUUCUCGAUGCCAGCGCUGGCUCUGGACUAGGCGAGGCGAAGAUGGCGCAGAUCUGCGGAGCCAAUUUAACAAGCGCCCACACAUUGGGCCUCAUCGCAACCCGUACAGGAAGUGCGCACCUGUUACACCAGGCCAUGCAAAGCUGGACCAAUGCGACAUGCACCGAAGGUUCUCAUCAGUCCACAAAGAGCAAGAUGACGGUCGUGCAGCUGCCAUCAACCGUUGGUGGCAGCGAGGCCGCCGAUAACGGACUGAAGAGUCGUGCUGGCACUUGCACAUACAAGCUUGUCGUCUCGGGGGACUCGUGCGGCUCCCUGGCGACCAAAUGCGGGAUCACUGCUACGGACCUCUACAAGUACAAUCCCAGCAGUACUUUUUGUUCUACCCUGGCUGUUGGCCAACCUAUCUGCUGCUCGGCGGGCUCGCUGCCAGAUUUGAAACCCAAGCCCAACGCCGACGGCACUUGUCAUAGCUACACCGUUCAGUCAGGCGACUACUGCGCCCUGCUAGCUACGAAGAACUAUAUUACCGUUGAAAACAUCGAGUCCUACAACUCUAAAACCUGGGGCUGGCAAGGCUGUAGCAAUCUCCAACGAGGGACUGCUAUUUGCCUGAGCUCCGGUGAGCCACCCAUGCCCGCAAUCGUGCCGGGCACCGCCUGCGGACCCCAAAAGGCCGGCACGACUCGUCCAGAGAACUGGGACGAUCUCAGCGGCUUGAACCCUUGUCCACUCAAUGCUUGUUGCGACAUUUGGGGGCAAUGCGGUAUCACAUCCGACUACUGCACAGUAUCCAACUCCUCCACUGGAGCCCCCGGGACCGCAGCACCGGGGGAAAACGGCUGCAUCUCUAAUUGCGGCACUGAUAUUGUUGCUGGGAGCUCAUCAGUAUCACAGCGCUUCAACAUUGGAUAUUUUGAAGCAUUUGGCGUGGAUCGCUCCUGUCUUGCCAUGGAUGCCAGCCAACUGCCGUCCUCGUACUCACAUGUGCAUUUUGCGUUCGGGCAGGUCUCGUCCACUUUCGAUGUCACUCUCGAUGGGUACCAAGACCAGUUUGAGCGAUUCUCCAACAUGACUUACUUCAAGCGAGUGUUGUCCUUUGGAGGCUGGUCAUUCUCCACCGAUCUGGACUCGUACCCAAUCUUCCGUGAGGGUGUCACCGCGGCCAAUCGAUUGACGUUUGCCCAAAACGUGGUAGCUUUUGUUGAGCGGUACAAUCUUGACGGAGUGGACUUCGACUGGGAGUACCCUGGGGCCCCGGAUAUUCCUGGCAUCCCCCCAGGUAGCCCAACCGAUGGGGCGAACUACCUCAGCUUCCUCAAGACAGUGCGGUCAUUGCUUCCCUCGGGCAAGACCCUGUCUAUCGCCGCCCCCGCCUCGUACUGGUACCUGAAGGGAUUCCCCAUCGCUGAGAUGUCUAAGGUGGUCGAUUACAUCGUGUACAUGACCUAUGACCUCCACGGCCAAUGGGACUACAACAGUCCCUUUGCCAACCCGGGCUGUGAGCUCGGCAACUGUCUCCGUUCACAUGUCAAUUUGACGGAGACGGAGUCUGCACUCUCCAUGAUUACCAAAGCUGGUGUGCCGGCCAACAAGGUGGUGGUUGGAAUCGCCAGUUACGGACGUAGCUUUGGCAUGAUGGAUCCAAGUUGCACAGGGCCAAAUUGCCUGUUCACGGGACCAAACUCAACGGCGACCCCGGGUGAAUGCACUGAUACAGCAGGGUACAUCUCUCAAGCAGAACUUGAGCGUAUGCUCAGUGACUCUGCACGCCUGCGGCGCCGCGACGUGACGUCCUGGUAUGACAAGGAUACCGACUCGGAUAUGAUGACGUACGGCGGGGGCAGCUGGGUCGCGUACAUGUCCCAAAAGACCAAAAUUUCCCGAAUCAAUCGCUACGCUGCAUACGGCUUCGCAGGCGCGGUGGAGUGGGCGCUCGACCUGGCGCAAUUUGUCCUGGGUUCUGGUGAUGACAGCGUUUCGGCGGGUGAGAUCGAAGAGAACAAGCAGAUUUUCACAGAAGCGUUAAACUCCAGUAAUUACGACACCUCCGAAUUUUCGACCUACAAUUUGACCGAUCUUGCCACUCGCCUUGUCGGUUAUGAUGGCUGCUCGCGAGACCAAAAGAACCAAAUUUACUCUGGCUGGCAGCAAUCAUGGAAGAUCAUGAACCAGCUGUAUCAAGAGGCCAACAGUGGCUUCAACUUCAACGAGGCAGCAGCUCUCGAAUUUUUGGGGGCGCCCGCUUACACCAAACCCUUCCAGGACAGAGUCCAGCAGGCGUUCAAACAGCUGGGUACCAUUCAACCUGGUUGGAGCGGGAUUUUCGCGUGGAAGCUGGCAGUUCGGUGUGACGAUUUAUACAAAGCGUGCCCCUGCGGCAAUGGCAACGGGCAGACUAUCGCCUACACGGUGCAGAAGGACGCCAAAUACCAGACUGCCGCAAUUAAUUUCUGUGACCCCUACUUUGAGCAGGACACUCUGGAUGCCAAGAUUGCCAUCUACGCGCAGCCGAAGAAAGCCGUGGAAUACUACGCCGAUAUGGAUCAUUACGCAAGUAACCAGGGUUCCACCUGGAUUCACGAGCUUUUGCAUGUCGAUUGGGCGUCUCUGAAGGGAGACCCGCACAUCUACGACAUCAAGAUCGCAGUCCAAGCCAAUGAUAGGACCAAAAUAUGGACUAAGGCAUACGGGCCCGUGAUCAACAAGGCACUGGGUCGCAUGCUCUAUUCGGGUUUCUGGACCAUGCAAAACGCUGACAGUAUGUCCCUGUAUGCCCUGGCUCGGUAUGUGCAGAAAAAACUGGGAAACAUCUACCCGCACCUCCCCCUUGCGCUCAAACCGGCCGUGGAUGCGGAUUGGCCCUACUUAGUGUCGGGCUUGGAGGUUUAUGAGAAUGGGACGGGCAUCAGUACGAGUGGUUCGGAUGGAGACGUUUCAACCUGGUCGUCGACGACGAGCCAGUGCUCGGAUUCGGACGACCUUGACGGUGGCUGGCAGAACCAGGCCACCAUGACCGUGAGUGGAUUCCCCAUGAGAUCUGAUUACCCGGCGGACUAUCUCUCUAGCUGGUCGUCGUGGGCGGGUCUCACUCCAACCACCACCACCACUGACACUCCCACCGCAACGCCGUCGGGAACAUGGGAGAUCUCCAUCUACAGCCAGGCAGACUGCAAAGGCGACCACUACGAGGUCAUGGGCCACGAUAUUAACAGCCCCCUUAAGCCAUGCUUGGUCAUUUCUGAUCUCGGCACGACCGACACGGCUACCUCGAAUUCGUGCCGGUGGUACUCGGGCGGUUCCUGGGAGUCGUGUGACAAGAGCUCGCUCACACAUCCGCUGUCUUGGAAACUGAAGAGCCCGGGCGAUUCCUGUACCGCCUAUGACAAUGCGAAAUGUGAGAGAAACGGGUCUGAGCAGUCAUAUUCAACCGUCGCGGGGGCUUGCAACAACUAUGAUAAGGCGGAUUUCGACCAGGUCAAGUGGAUUGCCCUGAGAUGCGGAUGGGAGCCUUGA